Molecule: messenger RNA, 8019 nt
Organism: Oncorhynchus keta (chum salmon)
Lineage: Eukaryota; Metazoa; Chordata; Actinopteri; Salmoniformes; Salmonidae
Product: splicing regulator ARVCF
Exons: 23
Coding region: 953-4204 (1083 amino acids)
Biological process (GO): cell-cell adhesion; cell-cell junction assembly
Cellular component (GO): adherens junction; plasma membrane; nucleus
Molecular function (GO): cadherin binding
Source: RefSeq, a predicted model, not a curated record
ACUGACGCUGUUUGUUAUUUGAUGGAAGAUCAGUUUGGCCAGGCAAUUAUUGCAAUCAUUUUCUCUUUUAAGUAGGGUAUACUAUUUGUUGUCGAAACUCAUUUUCUACGCUAGGAUAUUGAAAGUUUGCGACUUUUCACAUUGAUUUUUUGUUUCGGCUGUUAAACGGAGAGGGGGAAAGGCUAUUUACCAAUAUACUAACUUGCCUUAAUUCCUAUUAAAUAAAUAAUGGACAGAUUUUUUUUAAAGGAAGGAAACAUUUCACUACAGGUUACGUUGAUUUGUUCCCUCUUACCCUCCAGAUAUUGAGCAAAUAACAAAUCACUGACUACACAGUAUUAUUCUCGGGCACCGUACGGGAAUAACUGUAGCCCUGACGUUUGCUACAAAUAAUAUUGAAAAGAGAAGAAAUCAUUAUUCGGAUUGGUUAUAAAUGUAUAUUAAGUGUUGUCGACGUUAUUUGAGGUGCAAUUCAAAGACGAAGAAGAAGAAUAGAAGUGUCAGGUGAUUUCAUCAACACGAGGAACCAUCUGGUGAUUGCAUCGCUAAGUUUACCCUGCUCCUGCGUGUUAUCUCUCAACUCCAGUGGAAGGGAAGGGAAGAAGAGAAGGUGUAGCAGCACCGGUGCAGUGGCCCUCGCCUGAUAAAUGUCUACCUGCGCUGACAUUUUUAUGGGUCUUCGUCAGCCAAAGCUGCUCUGUGAGGCAGAUCUCCCAGGUGGAUCGUAGCAACGCGUCACCUCUAAUAGAGCCUCCCCCAGUCCACUCCCCAGCCAUCUGACAGACCCAACAAACAUCAAAGUUCUUCUUCCUUCUAACUAUCAGGCUCUUCCACUCCGUGUCUGUACAGAGGGGGAUGUCUGUUAUCUAACUGCUCUGUCUACCAAUCUACCAGCUCAGCUCAGUCCAAUCUAGCCCUGCUCCCCUGACUCAACUUCCGGCCACCCUCAGCCAUGGAGGACUAUGAGGUGUGCUCGGCCGCCAGUAUUCUGGCUUCGGUGAAAGAGCAGGAGGCGCGUUUCGAGCGUCUGACCCGGGCGCUGGAGGAGGAGCGACGCAACGUCUCCCUGCAGCUGGAGCGUUCCAACAUAACAGCCGACAGGCUGGGAGGGACUGGGCCUAAUGCUAACCUGCCACCCAACAGCCAACCCCUGGCCUGGCAGCAGGUGGUGAUGCAGGAGCAGAGCCCCAGUAACCAGACGUCUCUGGCCAUGAUGCAGGAGCCCCAGGAGAUGGUGGAGGAGACGGUCACCAUUGAGGAGGACCCUGGCACGCCCACCUCCCACAUUUCCGUAGUCACCUCCGACGACGGCACCACGCGACGCACAGAAACCAAGGUGACCAGGGUGAUCAAAACCAUCACCCGCCACACUUACCUGCCAGUGACCAUCAUCGAGACCCCGGUGGUGCCGGAAGGUUCCAUCUCACCGCAGUCCAAACCCAGCACCUCUUCUCCCACCCCGUCACAGACAGACACAGUGACGAAGAUGGUGAAGACGGUGACCACGCGGACGGUUCGACAGGUGCCCCUGGGCCCCGACGGCCUGCCCCUACCCGAGGGCUCCUCCCCACUGGGCAGCUACACAGACUCCAUCGACCGGCGCUACCUGAAGAACGGCGAGCGCUAUAUCACCACGCCGCAGGCCACCUCCACGCUCACACGCUCCUACAACAACUACAACGACUCCUACACCGACACGCUCCCCCCAGAUGCAGGCGGGAGCCAUUAUGGUGGGCGCCACUAUGGCCUCCACGACGGCUACGGGAUUGGAGACGUGACAGACAACUACGGCAGCCUGUCGCGUGGCGUCAACUUCCGGCCGCCCCGCUAUCCUUACGCCAUGGCUAACAGCUACCGGACGGAGAACAGCUACGGGACCUUACCCAUUCGGAAGGAUGACUACGGCCACGUGGCCCAGCCUCAGGUGCCCAUGGGCAGCAGCAGUGUGGACCUGAACCGAUCCCAGCCAGAACGCUUCCAGCCAGAGCCCUACGGACUGGAGGAUGACCGCCGCAGCCUGGGCCCUGAGGAGGAGGAGCCCUAUGACCUAGACCCUGACUACUCCACCGCCAGCCGGCGCCAAGGCACACUGCCUGGCACCAACCGCGGCAGGACCGUGAGAGAGCCACUCCGUGACGGGCCACGUGUCAGGGGGUACGAUGACCCCAUCGAGGCAGAGCUGGUUGACGAGCGACACCCCUACAUCCAUGGCAUGUACGCGGCCCCCCUGGCCCAGCCCGAGAGGGGGAGCAUGGCCAGCCUGGACCGCCUGGCUGGCCGCCGCUCGCCCUCCAUAGACAGCAUCCGCAAGGACCCGCGCUGGCGUGACCCUGACCUGCAAGAGGUCAUCGCCAUGCUGGGCCACCCUAUCGACCCGGUCAAGUCCAACGCCGCCGCCUACCUGCAGCACCUGUGCUACGAGAACGACAAGAUCAAGAAAGAUGUGCGCCAGCUGAAGGGGAUCCCUGUGCUGGCAGGGUUGCUGGACCACCCCAAGGCUGAGGUCCACCGCAAGGCCUGUGGAGCCCUGAGGAACAUCUCCUACGGCAAGGACCACGACAACAAGGUGGCCAUCAAGAACUGCGAUGGUAUCCCAGCCCUCAUCCGCCUGCUGAGGAAGACCAACGACAUGGAGGUCCGUGAGCUCAUCACAGGGACCCUGUGGAACCUGUCUUCCUAUGAGCCUCUGAAGAUGGUGAUUAUAAACCACGGGCUUCAGACUAUGACCAACGAGGUCAUCAUCCCCCACUCAGGCUGGGAGCACGAGCCCAACGAGGACUCCAAGCCCCGCGACGCAGAGUGGACCACCGUCUUCAAGAACACCUCUGGUUGUCUGAGGAACGUGAGUUCGGACGGGGCCGAGGCGAGGCGCAGGCUGAGGGAGUGUGAGGGGCUGGUGGACGCUCUGCUCCACGCCCUGCAGUCAGCUGUGGGGAAGAAAGACAUGGACAACAAGUCUGUGGAGAACUGUGUGUGUAUCAUGAGGAACCUGUCCUACCACGUUCACAAGGAGAUUCCAGGGGCCGAGAAGUUCACAGACCCAUCAGUGCUGCAGGCCCCGGGCUCUGUGGGCCCUCAGAGGAAGAAGAAGGACGACGCAGGCUGCUUCGGAGGGAAGAAGGCCAAAGAGGAGUGGUUUAAUCAAGGCAGGAAAAACGGAGAGAAUGCCAAAAGCUACGACACGCUGGAUCUCCCCAAACGCACUGAACCCACAAAAGGUUUUGAGCUGCUGUACCAGCCAGAGGUAGUGAGGCUGUACCUGUCUCUGCUCACUGAGAGCCAGAACUACAACACUCUGGAGGCUGCAGCAGGGGCCCUGCAGAACCUCAGUGCCGGACAGUGGACCUGGUCCAACUACAUACGAGCCACUGUGAGGAAGGAGAAGGGUCUUCCCAUCCUGGUGGAGCUGCUGCGUUCUGAUGCUGACAAGGUGGUCCGAGCCGUGGCCAUCGCCCUGCGUAACCUCUCCAUCGACCGCCGCAACAAAGACCUGAUCGGGAGCUAUGCCAUGAGGGACCUGGUGAGUAACCUGCCCAGUGGUCAGCAGCGGCCAGCUAAGAACCUGGAGGAAGACACAGUGGUGGCCAUCCUCAACACCAUCCACGAGAUUGUGACGGACAGCUCCGAGAACGCACGCUCCCUCAUCCAGGCCCAGGCCAUCGAGAAACUGGUGGCCAUCAACAAGACAAGCCAAUCACCGCGUGAGAACAAGGCUGCCUCCCACGUGCUGCAGACGGUGUGGAGCUACAAGGACCUGAGGAACGCCCUGACCAAGGAAGGAUGGAAUAAGAGCCACUUCCAGUCUACAGCAAGCGGCGCCCCUAAAGCAGCCAAGAAUGGCAAACCAGGCUACGACGACACUACCCUGCCCCUGAUGGAGAAGAACCAAGGUCAGUCUGUGACGGCAGGCGAGACUGGGGAUCCUCCGGGCCUGGCCUACUGUGGUGAACUGAGCACCAAGAAAAAUGGAAGUGGUGAUAUGAUACCUAUGGACGAGCUUGGUCCAGAUGGCUACUCCACCAUCGACCAGAGAGACAAGGACUGCAAGUACAAGAGUAGUGGCGACGGGUCAGUGGACCUGACAGAACGGGAGCCAUUGAAGAAUGAGACAAAUACGAAACACUAUGUCAGGAGUAACAGGCCUGCAGUCAAUCUGGUGGAUGCUUGUGACGUUAAACCUCAGCCUGUUGACUCCUGGGUCUAAAUGCAUGCAUGGCUUAAAUAACAACAGCGCAACAUCUCAACUAGAUGAGGAUUUCCCACGUCAUCACUGCCAUAACACAUGGAGCUUAUUUUGAUGUUGACUCGUCAGCAGAUAGACUUUGUAAAUGAAAGAGAGAGAGAAACAAAACAACAAAAAAAUGAUCAUCCAUCAGCCAAUGUUUCAUGCUUUUUGAAUCAGCAAAUGAAAUGUAUAGAACAGAAAAUCAAAAAAUGACUACUACUUCUACUACUACUCAUAUCUACAUUCCCACUGGAUGGACAAACAUAGUGUACACGAACAUGAGGACUGACUGGAGCAGCUCUGGUGUCAGGAUGGAAGAAUGGAGGCAGUUAUCCUCCUCGGGAUACAAGUGUUCUAAAGCUCUGUCUUUACGCUUACUCCAAGGAUGGUUGGUGGUGGUGUGAGGCAGGAGAGAACGUUAUGUUUGUUGAUUCUACUGCUUGCAAAGGUGGAGGGAAAGGGGAAAGAGAGAAUUGAACUAUUUCAUUUUCAUGUCAAAAUGAAGUUUGCUUCCAAUUGUUUAUUUCCAUGUAACAGUUUAGCUUUUUGUUUCCAUUUUUAUUUUUGUUAGUCUUUCCUCGAGGCACUGUACAUUGUAUUUGUUUGUAAUAUUGUUUUUCUUUUGCUGGUCUGUCUUUUUCAUUUUAGUUUGAAGAAGUGUGGACUAUUGUGGUAGAUGGCAGAUGAAUGUUGGUGUGGUUUUAAGUUGAGGACUUGACGCUUGAGCGUCGCUUAAAGGAGCUGUAAGAGAUGCCACACAUGCGCUUUUCACACGCGAAGGCUCUCAAACACAUUUGUCAUACAAUGGUUCACUGUGUUUCUUUAAGUGCACUGGGAUCAUUGCUGUGCAACUCAUAGGGGACUGACUGGGUGCUGAUUCAGUUCAUAAACCCACAAGAAUUUCACACACCUGCAAGUGUUGAUUGGAGUUAGGGAAGUGAAAUGACAUGUACAUUUGGUUGGGUUACUUAUAGCUGUUGAGUAAAACAAAAUGAAAAUAUAUUUUCUGAAUCGAUACAGUCGUGGUUGUUUGCUGAAGGUAUAUGAUUUACUCAGCUGGUUGCUGUUUGCCAUUGAUCUGUAAUAAAGUUGAAUAGGAUAUAAGACAUUUUGUUUAUAAAUGGAUUGCGUUUAUGAAGGAAGGGAGAGGAUUAUGUCAAGUACACUGAACAAAAAUAUAAACAAUUUCAAAGAUUUUGCUGUUACAGUUCAGAUAUGGAAAUCGGUCCAUUUAAAUAAAUUCAUUGGGCCCUAAUCUAUGGAUUUCACAUGACUGGGCAGGGGUGCAGCCAUGGGUGGGCCUGGGAGGGCAUAGGCUCACCCCUUUGGAGCCAGGUCCACCCACUGUCGAGCCAGGCCCAGUCAAUCAGAAUGAGUUUUACCCCACAAAAGUGCUUUAUUACAGACAGAAAUACCCCCCCCCCCCUUCUGGAGAAGCUGGAUGUGGAGGUCCUGGGCUGGGGUGGUUACACGUGGUCUGUGGUUGUGAGGCCGAACGUACUGCCAAAUUCUCUAAAACUACAUUGGCAGAGAAAUGGUAGAGAAAUUAACAUUAUCUGGAAACAGCUCUGGUGGACAUUCCUGCAGUCAGCAUGCCAAUUGUGUAUGCUCCCUAAAAACUAAAGACAUCUGUGGCAUUGUGUGACAAAAUUGCACAUUUUAGAGUGGCCUUUUAUUGUCCCCAGCACAAGGUGCACUUGUGUAAGGAUCAUGCUGUUUAAUCAACUUCUCGAUAUGCUACAUCUGUAAGGUAGAUGGAUUAUCUUGACAAAGGAUAAACCUCUUACUUACAGGGAUGUAAACACAUUUUUGCAAAACAUUUGAGAGAAAUCAUAUUUUUGUGCCAAUGGAAUGUUUCUGGGAUCUUUUAUUUCAACUCAUGAGACAUGGACCAGCACUUUUACAUGUUGUGUUUAUGUUUUUAUUCAGUGUACAUGCUCCUGUUGUCAAAGGGUAGAACCUAAAAGCGUUUUAUAUUUUUGUUGGUUUUAUAAAUGUAUAUUAGGGUCAAAGAAAAACAAAAAAACAAGACAAACUUAAUUGUGUACUCAUAACAGGUCGUUUCGGAAGCACAUUCAUUGGAUAAAGGAUCACCAUGUUUGUAAACAGAAAUAACUACAUCAUUUAGGUGUGUAUCAAAUCUGUAGAGUCAUGUUAAUUACAUAUUUAUAUUUUGUAUGGUUAAGAUUGAAAAAAGAAGACCUUUAAUCUUCAGAUUUCUUUGUAAAGGUGUGAUGGACUGAUGACCUGGUCUCCAAAUCUUUGUCGGAGAUUAGGGAGGGGGAGAAAGAGAGGGGAAGUGGAUAGUUCAGCAGGGGUCACUCAAGAGAAGGAUGGGUGGAUGCAGCAGCAGGGAUAGACAGCAGUGCUAGAAUUCCAUUUCAUUUCACACUGCAAUUAUAUAGUCGCUGAUAACCUAAAAACGUGCUUUGAUUUUGCCAAUGCAUCGUUAAAGAACUAUUUGAAACAAGCAUGAGCAAAUGUACAGAUGUUUAUAUAUUCUUUAAGUGCCAGUUUUUGUGGUGGAAUUGGAUAUUCAAGUAAUUCACAUCUGGAGAGAACAGAGGAGAGCAGUUUUGUGUGGUUCAAGGCAGAAUUUGCAUCACAUUGUACAAAGUAUACAAAGUCUGAUUUAUUAUAUUUUUUUGUUCUCUAGAGGCAGUUGAAAUGUAGUAGAAGAUUACGCCGUUGUCUUUUAAAGGGACAAAAGACAAGCUCAACUGCACGUGGGUAAAGAUUUAGUAGUGGUGUUGUGAUUAGUCUUUCUCCAUCUCCAAGUGGACACUGCACUAUGAACCUUCUCUCUCCCAAUUCUGGGACUAGUGAGGGGGGACCUCCACUACAGAACCGCUCAACGGCUACGGGCGAAUGGCAUGUGCCUGCGUCAGUUUCUUUGUGAUGUGAUUUAUAAAGCCUUGCAUAUUUUACACGGUGUUUACAAAGACUUAUGUGACAAAAUAAAGAUGAAAAAGUACAUGUAUUAACUUUUGAUUUCAGAGAAAAGUAACGUAAUAAUGUAAACGUUCUCCAUGUCGACAUAUGUCCUCAGAACUAUGUGCUUUUCAUUGGAUUAUUCAUCUCUGACUGUCUAUUCCUGACUGCAUUUUGCAAUACACAACCAAAGGACCUGGUGUUGUAUUUAUAUACAUAUGAAAGUAGUCCAGGAGUUUGUUUGUGGAUGUUCAUCUAAUUGUACAUUUACUAAAUAAGAUGCUGUGAAAGAAAUGCAAGAAAAUGGGGCAGAAAUUGAAUCAAAGGGGCAAGACCUAUCUGUGUAGAUAUCACUGAUUCAAACUCUUCAAAAAUAAAGUAACUGUAUCAGUAGCAAAUGUGUUUGUAACUAUCAUGUGCCUUAACCUUUUCCAUGGUAGAUAAAGAAAAUGUGUUUUAUAUCAUGCUUUAUCCUCCCACUGUCCUCCACCCUCAUCCCUUCCUCUUUCCUGUUCUCUUCUUUGUCUGGCUCCCUAUCCAUCUCUCCCUUCCCCCCAAUUUCACACACUCACACAUUCACCCACUCUGUCCUCAGUGUAGUCUAGACUGUUGGUGGGUAUUUGCCUUGUAUUACAUUGAAUUAUAAACUUUCAAAAGAUGGAGACAAAAAAAUGGUUUGAUUUCAUAGAGUAAGUUGUUAUUGCUUUCGUAGCUAUCAGAGCGAUGCACAGUGACAAUGUAUUAUGUUAAUUUUACUAAUACCCAGAGGCAAGUGUUAUGCUUGUUUAAAUAAAGGAGAAAAAAAAUACAGAUUUGUAGAGUAUACAUUUGGUGUGUUUUCAAUAAACCAUGCCUGGAAAGAA